AAGUGGGCUGCUGCGGGGUCCCGAGCGGAGCCGCCGGGCGGCAGGAGCUUGCCGAGCUGGAGGGUGCCGGGGAGCGGAGCACGGGCGGUCCCCGAGGCCCUGGAGAGCGGGCAUCUGCGGGGCCUGCGGCGGCCGCGACCGCGCCGGGGGAGCGGGCCGGGGAUGGGGCGCCGAGCCGGGCGGGGGCCGGGCCCUCGGCCCUGUUCGCGGGACUGCAGGACCUGGGCGUGGCUAACGGCGAGGACCUGAAGGAGACGCUGACCAACUGCACCGAGCCGCUCAAAGCCAUCGAGCAGUUCCAGACCGAGAAUGGCGUGCUCCUGCCGUCCUUGCAGUCCGCCCUUCCCUUCCUCGACCUGCACGGGACGCCCCGGCUGGAGUUCCACCAGUCGGUGUUCGAUGAGCUUCGGGACAAGUUGCUGGAUAGAGUGUCGGCCAUCGCCUUGGAGGGCAAGGCUGAGGAAAGGUACAAGAAGUUGGAAGACUUGCUGGAGAAGAGCUUUUCUCUGGUGAAGAUGCCGUCCCUGCAGCCGGUGGUGAUGUGUGUCAUGAAGCACCUGCCGAAGGUACCUGAAAAGAAGCUGAAGCUGGUGAUGGCUGACAAGGAGCUGUACCGAGCCUGUGCUGUGGAGGUCAAACGGCAGAUCUGGCAGGACAACCAGGCCCUCUUUGGGGACGAGGUCUCCCCGCUGCUGAAGCAGUACAUCCUGGAGAAGGAGGCCGCGCUCUUCAGCUCCCAGCUUUCCGUCCUGCACAACUUUUUCAGCCCCUCACCCAAGACGAGGCGCCAGGGGGAGGUGGUGCAGCAGCUGACGCGCAUGGUGGGGAAGAACGUGAAGCUGUACGACAUGGUGCUGCAGUUUCUGCGCACACUCUUCCUGCGCACACGGAACGUGCACUACUGCACGCUGCGUGCCGAGCUGCUCAUGUCGCUGCACGACCUGGACGUCAGUGACAUCUGCACUGUGGACCCUUGCCACAAGUUCACCUGGUGCCUCGACGCUUGCAUCCGGGAACGGUUCGUGGACAGCAAGCGGGCAAGGGAGCUGCAGGGCUUUCUUGAUGGAGUGAAGAAGGGGCAGGAGCAAGUGCUGGGGGACUUGUCCAUGAUCCUGUGCGACCCUUUCGCCAUCAACACGCUUUCACUGAGCACCAUCAGGCACCUGCAGGAGCUGGUGGGGCAGGAGACGCUGCCCAGGGACAGCCCUGACUUGCUGUUGCUGCUUCGGCUCCUGUCACUGGGACAGGGCGCUUGGGACAUGAUCGACAGCCAAGUCUUCAAGGAGCCCAAGAUGGAGGUGGAGCUGGUCACCAGGUUUCUGCCCACACUCAUGUCCUUCGUGGUGGAUGACCACACCUUCAACGUGGACCAGAAGCUUCCUGCCGAAGAGAAGGCCCCAGUCACCUACCCCAACACCCUCCCUGAAAGCUUUACCAAGUUCUUGCAGGAGCAGCGCAUGGCCUGCGAGGUGGGGCUCUACUAUGUGCUGCACACAGCGAAGCAGAGGAAUAGGAGUGCGCUGCUCCGUCUGCUGCCUGGCCUGGUGGAGACAUUUGGGGACCUGGCGUUUGGGGACAUCUUCCUGCACCUUCUCACGGGGAACCUGGCGCUGCUGGCUGAUGAGUUCGCAUUGGAGGACUUCUGCACCAGCCUGUUUGAUGGUUUCCUCCUGAUGGCAUCUUCAAGGAAGGAAAACGUUCACAGACACGUGCUGCGACUGCUGCUCCACCUGCACCACCGGGUGGCGCCCGCCAGGCUGGAAGCCCUGCAGCGAGCCCUGGAGCCCACUGGCCAGAGUGGGGAGGCUGUAAAGGAGCUGUAUGUGCAGCUCGGCCAGAAGCUGGAGCAGCUAGACCACCGAAAGUCCAGCCCGGCCCCAGCGGCUGAGACCCCUGCGCUGGAGCUUCCCUUGCCCCCCGUGUCUGCCCCAGCUGUACAGUGA
Molecule: messenger RNA, 1943 nt
Organism: Elephantulus edwardii (Cape elephant shrew)
Lineage: Eukaryota; Metazoa; Chordata; Mammalia; Macroscelidea; Macroscelididae
Gene: NELFB
Product: negative elongation factor complex member B
Exons: 13
Coding region: 516-1943 (475 amino acids)
Biological process (GO): negative regulation of transcription elongation by RNA polymerase II
Cellular component (GO): NELF complex; nucleus
Source: RefSeq, a predicted model, not a curated record